This is a messenger RNA of Thunnus maccoyii (southern bluefin tuna), 3504 nucleotides long. RefSeq names its product multimerin-2-like. Gene Ontology annotation, molecular function: protein binding. Bases 5 to 3184 code for a protein of 1059 amino acids. The record is from RefSeq and is a predicted model, not a curated record. Lineage: Eukaryota; Metazoa; Chordata; Actinopteri; Scombriformes; Scombridae. The transcript is spliced from 10 exons.
AGACAUGGUGGCAGUGGGAGAGCUGGUGCUGGUACUGGGCUUACUGGUGAGCGCUCACUGCGAGGUGAGAGCCAGAGACCCCGAUGUGGAGGAGGAGGAGGAGCAGGAGGAGCGGGGAGGAAGAGCUGCAGUGGGGGGGGUCCCACCUUACCUCCAGAGGCUUCACCCCAGGGCGACGGAGCCCCCCCUGCUGGGACACAGAGAGAACUACCCGACCCGGAGCGGGUACAAGCUGUCCACCCGGCCACGCUACAAGCAGACGCAGAAGAUCUUCACCGACGUGUUGUGGCGCUGCUGUCCGGGACACGGAGGACAGAACUCCGAGGACACAGUUCCUGACACUCAGCUGGAUUCUGGAAGCUCGGCUGUGAUUGGAGGAUCUGAACCUCGAAGGUCACCUGAGGAGCUCCGUGAUGCAGGUGUUCACGCGUCGCUCCAGCAGCAGCACGGCGACCCGAACCGAGAGCAGAACGACCACCAGGGGCCCGUCGGCGAGCUGCAGGACGCCAGCUACCCGAACAACAACAACCCGAACAACACCAGCACGACACACCCGACCCCGGACCCAGGCCACACCCACGUCCCCCCUCACACAUCGCACCACCCCUCCUCGGACCCCCAAGACCACGUCCUCCCUCGCACAUCGCACCACCCCUCCACCGACCCCCAAGACCACGACAGCUAUCACACAUCGCACCACCCCUCCACCGACCCCCAAGACCACGACAGCUAUCACACAUCGCACAGCCCCUCCGCCGACCCCCAAGACCACGACCGCCACCCGCAUCACAGAUCGCACCGCCCCGCCGACACACACGACCACCACCGGCAGCGGGAACCUCCACUUACUGUCGUAGAUAAGGUGGGUGCUGCUUCCUCCACGCACACAAUGGCCACCACCGUCCUCUCCGCCCCCGACAUGAUGGCUCUGGUCUUCUCCCAGCUGGAUCCCAUCCUGAAGGGCUUCAACCACUCACUGGAGCACCUGAGCCGGCAGGUAGGGGACCUGGCCCGGGACGUGGCCCAGCUGAAGAUCAGCCAGCGGGGGGCCGAGCUGCGGACGGAGCCCCCGGGCGUCCUGGAGCGGGACGAGGCGGCGGUGGAGCGCCUGGACACCAAACUGGAUGAAAUGUUUGAGGACAUCAGGGAGGUCUGGAGGCAGAUGGACGGCCAGCGGACAGACAUGGAGAACAGGCUGCACUCCCAGCAUGCAAUGCUGCACUACAACCUCACCAGCUUCAAGGCGGACGUGGACAUGAAGCUGAAACGCCACCAGAAGAUGCUGCAGGUCAGCCUGCAGACCAUGAACGCCACCCUGUCAGAGCUGAAGCUGGACCAGGAUCAGAUCCCUGAGGACCCGCUGGAGGACCACCUGCCCCCUCCCUCCCUGCCGCAGCCCUCGGACUCCUCGGCGCUCUGGGAGGCCAUCGAACGGCUGGACAACAUGGUGGUCAACAACACGGUGAAGGUGGGCGGGCUGAUGGAGGACGUGGAGGUGACGUCAGGCGGCGUCCAGCAGCUCAGGAGGGACACGAAGGAGCUGAGAGAGCAGAUCAGCCAGACGGCGCGCAACGGUCAGAUCCAGUUCAUGGAGACGGGGCUGGAGGUGGAGGCGGCCAAGGAGGCGGUGCUGGGGCGGGUCGGCGAGCUGGCGGGGAACCUGAGCCAGCAGGGCCAGCGGAUGCAGGAGAUGGACGUGGACGUGGACUACCUGUACACCGCCCUCUACAAGCACAACUCCUCCACCGACUGCGAAUGCGCGGCGCUGAAGGCCGCCGUGACUCGACUGGAGCGGGGCGUGGCCAACGUGACGGAGCUGGCCAAUGAGAACAGGUUAGCGCUGGACGAGAACGACGACGGAGGGGCGGGGCAGUGGGGCGGGGCCAGCGACUGGGAGCCGGCGGUGGAGGCCCUGCAGCGCGGCCUUCAACAGGUGAAGGAGUCUCUGGCCUCCGAGCAGAGCAGGACCAGGACUCUGGAGCACAGCCUGACCCAGCUCAGAGACUCGGUCUCCGUCCUGAAGGAGGCGGACGGAAAGCUGAAGGAGGAAAUGAGACGCCUGGCGGGCUCCUUCCAAUCUCUGCUGAAAGACGUCAUCCGACACAGCGACGUGCUGGAGCUGCUGCUGGGGGAGGAGGUGCUGGAGUUCCUGGAGUGGUCCGUCCAGGACCAGGAGGCCCACUCCAUCUCCGCCCUGAAGGAGCAGCUGACGCUCCUGCAGGAGCAGCUGAGGAGACACGAUGAGAGCAUCGCCUCCCUGCAGGGCGACGGGACAGGAGACAGAGAGGAGGUGCCGUCUGCAGACCAGCCCUCCUCCUGGUACCCCGACGGCAUGAGGAGGAGCGGCGAUGGAGCUCCAGCCAGAGAGCGCCAGCUGCUCCUCCACCCUGAGAGGAGGCUUCCGCACCCCGGAGGAGACGGCGGCGAUCUGUGGAACCUGGAGAAAACUGUGGAGGAGCUGGGGCUGAAGGUGCUCCGGCUGGAGGAGAAACCCUGCCCGGCAGCCUGCAACACCACCGCGGAGAGAGCGGCGCCGCCUGGUGGCGAGGAGGCCAAACUGCAGGCGGAGGUGACGUGGCUGAAGAGAGGGCUGGAGGACCACCUGAGGAUGUUCAAGAAUGUCUUCAGUAACGCCGACGUGCUGGCCGGAUCUGGCGCCACGCUGGAGCUCGAUAAACUGUGGCACCUGGUGAAGAACAAAGACGGGAAGAAAGAGAAGAAGAGAGGAGCAGCGAGGGAGGAGUCGGGAAGAGGAAACCACCGGACCAGGAGGGAUUUAACAGGUGUUCCCGUCCUGUCCGGCCUAUCAGACGCCUCUCUGCUGUUCAUCGCUGGUUCUCCUCGCAGCGUCUCCCACGGCGACAUCUCGUUUGAAGCAUUUCUGAACCGUGGUCAGUUUGAUGCAGACGCCGGCGCCUUCACCGCUCCGGUGGACGGGAUCUACCUGUUCGUCCUCACCUUGGACCUGAGGCCGGGCCCCGCCCUCGUCAGCCUGAGGAGGGAAGGGGGCGGAGCUCAGGUGUCUCUGCAGCGGCAGCAGGUGACGGAGGCGGGGCCCGUCACCGCCGUGAGCCUCCUGCUGCUGAGGGAGGGGGAGGAGCUGAGGCUGCACCUGAGGGGAGGGGCGUGGGCGGAGUCAGAGGACAAUGUGUUCGCCGGGCUGCUGCUGCACCGGGCCACCUGAGGGCGCUGCUGUGGGCCAAUCAGCUGACAGCCGGUGAAAAGAGACUGAAGCCACGAAGGGACAAAAAGCUGCAGGAGGCUUCGUUUGAAAACUGAGCACAGAUCAGCUGCUGCAAACCAGUUUCAUCUGGUUACACGUUCAAAUGAACCUCCAACAGCUUGUUUUAAAGUCCAACUGAAAUCACGUCGAAUCCUCCGUCUUUACAACCAGAACAGAUGUUUAUUAUCAACAAACUUCUGUGUGACGUCUGCAGGUAUGUUUACAUGCUGUCUGAUCAACUGACUGCAGUGGAAGAAAUACUCAAUACCACGAUGUAAAAA